Molecule: messenger RNA, 288 nt
Organism: Chaetura pelagica (chimney swift)
Lineage: Eukaryota; Metazoa; Chordata; Aves; Apodiformes; Apodidae
Product: C-C motif chemokine 4 homolog
Exons: 3
Coding region: 1-288 (95 amino acids)
Biological process (GO): chemokine-mediated signaling pathway; lymphocyte chemotaxis; cellular response to interleukin-1
Cellular component (GO): extracellular region
Molecular function (GO): CCR chemokine receptor binding; chemokine activity
Source: RefSeq, a predicted model, not a curated record
AUGAAGACCUCCAUGGCUGCUCUUGCUGUACUCUUUGUGGCUGUCCUUUGCUACCAGGUCUCCUCUUCUCCAAGUUCUGUCAACUUCUCAGGCCCCUGCUGUGUCACGUACAGCUCCACAGCAUUUCCUGUGAGUCGUGUGGUGAUGUACCAGCACACGGGCAGCCACUGCUUCCAGCCAGCGGUGAUAUUCACCACAGUGGCAGGCAAGCUGGUCUGUGGCAACCCUGCUGACAGGUGGGUCCAGGACAUCGUGAAUCCCCAAAGGGACCAGGCAAGCAGUGGAUGA